AUGUUAAUAUAUUAUUUUAUAUAUAAAAAAAAAGAAAAAAAAAAAGGAAAGCUGAGGAUAAGGUCGAGGAGGCUGCCGUCGGAAUAACUUUUCCCAACCCGAAUUCAUUAAUCUAACUCGGCUAGUUUUAACUUGAAGUAACACUAGCGACAAGAUUUAUUAUCGUAAGACGAGGUUAGAUGGGGUUGGUUUGGAUAAGAAUGAUGUACCUAGGAUUAUACUAUCCUACUUGUGAGCAAUAUGAGCAAUACUGCUGCGUCGCCGUCAAGUUCGGAUGUUUUUAAUGUUGCAAAAUGCUAUAUAAAACGAAAAUCAAGUGUUUACUUUUCACCAUCUAUCAUUCCAAUUAAAUCCUAAUCGAGGAUCUCUGAUCUAUCCGCUGUUGAUGAUUUGAUAUCCGACGGUCCGAUUUGCUUGCUUUGUACUUACUAUGAUAGUACUAGAAUACAGGAUCAAUGCGCCCACCGAAUUAUGAUUAAAUUUCGGUGGCAGAUGGCAGGCGUGCCAACGUUAUUAGAAAGAACAAAAAUGUAUUUAACUCCAAGAGGGAACAGGGACACCGUAUUAGAGUCAACCAAAUUUGCAUCCAAUCUGAAUCUGACGCGUGUAAAGUUGGGCUGUGGACGGACACCUGCCGGUCACUCAAAGGAUUGUGGCAUACGUGUCGCUUGGGCAUUGGUGAUCGCUCAUCGAUUGGAGGCCCAUUGAAGUUGACGAGGUGAGGGGUGAGUGAUGAUUAAGUAAAGAAAAAUGGUAGUUGGAGAGAGAAAACACAUGGGGCAGGGGUUAUAUAAAGAGGGAAGGAGUUGCCUUAAUAUUCAGAGUGAAAAAAAGCGAGGCCACAACUGAAAGAGCGAUAGAUAAUCUCCGCUCCCGCUUGUUUCUGCAGCAGUGUUUGAUCUUCUCUCUCUUUCUCCCCCCCUCUGUAGCUCCCCGCUUCUCUGAAUCCCUUUCUGUCGUCGUCUGUCUUUCAACUACUUAUUUGGGGUUUGUUUUUAAACCGAAUUUAAUCUAAAAGAGGAAGCAAACUCACGAGGGUGUUUUUGAAAGUCAGGUGAUUCAGAAUAGAGAUCCAGGAUUUUUUUCUCCUGUUUGUGUAAAGUUUUAGUUUUAAUUUGAUCAGAAAUCAGAACAACUGAGAGGGUUAUUUUUCUUCCCUCUGGUUGAUUUUGGUGACCUCUUUGGCUCUUUGUUUGUGCCAAAAAAAAAAAAAAAAAAAAAUCGUUUGGUUUUUCUUGUUUUCUCCAAGUACCUGUUCUUUAAUUUUGGUAAGAAACAGGUUGGCUUUGACAAGGUUUUUCAGAUUUUAUUUUCUUCCAAUUUGUUUUUGUAGUCGAAGUAUUGUUUUUUUCCUCGACUUUGUUGGGAAGGCAUGGCAGCGGCAAUAGAUAUAUACAGUAGCAGCAGGACAGUCUUCUCAGAAAGAGAAGAACUUAUGAAAGCACUUGAACCUUUUAUGAAAGGUGCUUCAUCAACCUCUUCUUUAACUUCUCCUUAUCCCUAUCCCUCUACUUCAUCUCUCUCUCCUCCUUCUACUUCUUCUUCUUCUCUUCCCUUCUUCUCUUAUCCUCCAGACUCUACACAGCCCAACAUGUACCCUGAUUUUUGCUCGACAUCGACAACCCACAUGUUUUCUCAAGGGUUCUCAGGUUACGACCAAAUGGGUCUUGAGCAAACACGUUCAAUCGGGCUAAACCACAUCACCCCAGCUCAGAUUCUCCAAAUUCAAGCCCAAAUCCAGUUCCAACAGCAGCAGCAGCAACGCAUGGCUGCCGUGGCUACAGCUUCAUCUAUCCAGAACCAGAGGCUAAGCCAAUGGCAGCAGCAACAUAACCUAAACUUCCUCGGCCCCAAAGCCAUCCCCAUGAAGCAGGUUGGAACUCCCCCGAAACCAGCUAAGCUCUAUCGAGGAGUGAGACAGCGGCAUUGGGGAAAAUGGGUUGCGGAGAUCAGACUUCCUAAGAACCGUACCCGCCUGUGGCUUGGCACUUUCGAUACUGCAGAAGAAGCGGCUUUGGCCUAUGAUAAGGCCGCUUUUAAGCUCAGGGGAGAGUUCGCCAGGCUCAAUUUCCCAAAUCUCCGGCACCAAGGGUCACUUGUUGCAGGCGAAUUCGGGGACUACAAGCCUCUCCACUCCUCAGUGGAUGCGAAGCUUCAAGCCAUUUGCCAAAACUUGGCUAUUUCGCAGAAACAGGGGAAUUCAGGGAAGCCUGGCCUAGUCGCCGAUGCAAAGAUUGAAAGUUCCACCCAUCAGGCGGAAAUGGUCUUGGAUAAUUCAUCGGAUCCCGAAUCGGGGUUUCUGGGUUUGGAGGAUUGUAAGGUGGAGAUCUCAUCAUCAUCGUCAUCCCCUUCUCCAUCCGACGAAUCAUCUGCGGGUUCAUCAUCGCCUGAAUCAGAUAUUUCCUUCUUGGAUUUCACUGAUUCACAGUGGAAUGACUCGGAGUGCUUGACGUUGGAGAAGUUUCCUUCUGUGGAGAUUGAUUGGGCAUCCAUCUAGACUUAAAUCACAUUGUAAUCUCUGUUUUUAGUCCUUUUUUUAAUUUGGCCUUUUCCAGGGUAGUUCCUCGGUUAUUUAGUUUAGGUUUCAGUUGGUGGCCCAAGUUGUAGCCUCUGCAAUGGGUUUUUUGACAUUGACAGAGGAGCUGUUGAGUCAGUCAGGUGUUGUUAAUGUACAUGUAAGAUAUCUCCAUCUUGGUCUGCUGGUAUUUUUUCUUGGCCGACCGUGGAGAAUUCCUAGUUAUGUUUCGGUUUUCUAUUUUGUAGGCCAGUGUAAUUGAAGUAUCUUUGAAUAUGUAAUGCAUAAGCACUUUCUGUGUCUUGUACAAAAA
Molecule: messenger RNA, 2828 nt
Organism: Vitis vinifera (wine grape)
Lineage: Eukaryota; Viridiplantae; Streptophyta; Magnoliopsida; Vitales; Vitaceae
Product: ethylene-responsive transcription factor RAP2-4
Exons: 1
Coding region: 1373-2497 (374 amino acids)
Biological process (GO): regulation of DNA-templated transcription
Molecular function (GO): DNA-binding transcription factor activity; DNA binding
Source: RefSeq, a predicted model, not a curated record